This is a messenger RNA of Linum trigynum, 1925 nucleotides long. The record is from the annotation of a GenBank genome assembly. Lineage: Eukaryota; Viridiplantae; Streptophyta; Magnoliopsida; Malpighiales; Linaceae.
UCUAGCGAGCGUCCCGGCCUUUCUUCUGUCUCUUCUCCCUCGUUUCCGCGUCGGAGAUCUUCUCUCUCUCAGUCUCGGUCUCAGUCUGACGACGUAUCAUCCCCGUAAAAAAUAAAAAUUCGUCAAUCCCUCGCCCCAAAUCUCUACUCCGGCUUCAAAGAAUCACGCCCACUAAUUGGUUCCGCCAUUUGAGAUCUUCACAUCUCCUCAUCCAUACUCCCUGACCUCCCUCCUCACUUCCAGUCCAGGUUCUCAACUUCUGUCUGUUUCCUUCUCUUGUCUCCUUUGCUUGAAAUCUGGAUGGGAAAUUUCUAGCUUUCUUUCAGGGAAUGGGUUCCUUUUCAUGGUUCCAUGAUUGCCCAUUUCUGUGCUGCAUUUCUAUUGUGAAAUUUCGGUCCUUUCUUGGCGGGAUCUGAUUGUUACCGUGAGCUUUACACCACCAUAAUGUCGUAAUAUUGAAGUAAUCCUUUCUUGGCUGGAUCUGAUUGUUAGCGUGAGCUUCGCAUUAUCAUAAUGUCGUACUAGUAAAUGGCUUAGCGAUUAUCAAGUUGGUUUUAUCUGGCUGCCAAAAGGCUUCUUCCUGUUCCCUUUUGCUCAUCUUUCUUAACUCGCUUCAGAAAUUUACUGUGGAUAGGAAGGAAGGCAUGGCUGCAAGGAAGCCUGGGUUGAUUGCUCUGUUCGACGUUGAUGGGACUCUCACUGCUCCAAGAAAGGAGGUUACUCCAAAGAUGUUCAAGUUUAUGCAAGAACUCCGAAAGGUAGUUACAGUUGGGGUGGUUGGUGGAUCCGAUCUCAGUAAGAUAUCAGAGCAGCUCGGAAAGACAGUCAUCACCGAUUAUGAUUAUGUCUUCUCCGAGAAUGGCCUUGUAGCUCAUAAAGCUGGAGAUCUCAUUGGCACCCAGAGCUUGAAGUCAUUUCUUGGAGAUGGACAGCUCAAGGAGUUCAUAAAUUUCACAUUGCAUUACAUUGCCGACUUGGAUAUCCCCAUAAAACGGGGAACUUUUAUAGAGUUCAGAAGCGGUAUGCUGAAUGUAUCUCCGAUUGGGCGAAACUGCAGCCAAGAGGAAAGGGACGACUUUGAAAAAUAUGACAAGGUUCAGAAUAUACGCCCAAAGAUGGUAUCGGUGCUGCGUGAGAAAUUCGCUCACCUUAACUUGACAUUUUCUAUAGGAGGGCAAAUAAGCUUUGAUGUUUUCCCCCAAGGCUGGGACAAGACAUACUGCUUGAGGUAUCUUGAUGAGUUUUCUGAAAUCCACUUCUUCGGUGACAAAACUUACAAGGGAGGAAACGAUCAUGAAAUAUAUGAAUCAGAACGGACCGUGGGACACACUGUGACCAGUCCUGAUGAUACAAUGGAGAAAUGUCGAGCUCUGUUCCUUGAUGGCCAGUGAUCUUUUGAUCUUAACGAAACUGCUGCCUCUUUGAGUCAUUUGUUGUGCCUUAAAAGUGUACUCUCAUUUUGUAUUCUUAAUACAAUAUACAAACCAGAAUAAGUAGAGUCCAGCUUGAGUGGUUGCUGGCGUCGAAGAGGAUAUUUGGAGAUCAUUUUGUGAUUCAGGAGUGGCGCCGCGGCGGCAUGUAAGUUGUAAAAUGUAAUUCUUAACCGAUUAUCUGAUUGAGAAACCAUGAGACAUAUAUAUUAUUAUUACAAGCUGCAGAAUUGAAUCGCUGUUAUAUGUAUCAACUGUAGAUCUGCACUUCUGUUGUCCAUUUCUUCUGACAAUUCAAGAGCCUAAGAUGCCCAAUCGGUUUACAAGGACUGAUAACAAGUAGUGACACCAUCAUAUAGAUGCAUAGGUACAACCCCUAAUUCAGCUUGAGAAUUCGAAUCGAAAAAUAAGAGUAAACUAAGAAGUAAGAACCCGCUGUGUUAAUCAGUAACUGGACAAGUUAAGGAAGUCUAAGAAUGAAGUUUAUAUCAUUCG